Seriola dumerili (greater amberjack) is the source of this 2008-nucleotide messenger RNA. It is a transcript of the gene zdhhc2, whose product is annotated as zinc finger DHHC-type containing 2. Gene Ontology annotation, molecular function: protein-cysteine S-palmitoyltransferase activity. Gene Ontology annotation, biological process: peptidyl-L-cysteine S-palmitoylation; protein targeting to membrane. The coding region runs from base 267 to 1409 and encodes 380 amino acids. The transcript is spliced from 14 exons. The record is from RefSeq and is a predicted model, not a curated record. Gene Ontology annotation, cellular component: endoplasmic reticulum; Golgi apparatus. Lineage: Eukaryota; Metazoa; Chordata; Actinopteri; Carangiformes; Carangidae.
GUAGCAGCGGCUGGGCAGGACGAUCAGAGGGGAGAGCAGUGCACCAGCAGCAGCAGCAGCAGCAGCAGCAGAGGCAGGAGCAGCGGCGGGUGGGAGGCUGGUAGGAUGUUGCGACUGAGCUGCCGAUUAGGCUGAUCAGAGCCGGAGCUACGAUGCAGUGACAGUCUACAGGAAGACACAGACACACACGCACACACUGAGCGAGGGAGUGGAGGGGAGGGAGCGUAACAUACGUAUGCACACGAGAAAUGAUCCGCUCCUAGACUAUGGCACCGUCGGGCUCGCGUAGUAUCAAGCGGGGCUGUCAGAGAGUUUUGUACUGGAUCCCGGUCCUGUUCAUCGCCCUCAUAGUGGCCUGGUCAUACUACGCCUAUGUUUUACAGCUUUGCAUAGAGUCCAUCGAAGACACGGGACAAAAGGUCGUGUACUUGCUGGUGUACCAUGCCAUUUUCAUCAUGUUUGUGUGGGCGUACUGGCAAACCAUCUUCACCAAGCCCAUGAACCCCCUGAAGGAGUUCCACCUGUCCUACUCUGACAAGGAGCUGCUGGAGCGUGAAGAUCGGGGAGAGUCUCAGCAGGAGAUCCUGAGGAGGAUAGCCAAGGAUCUGCCCAUCUACACGCGCACCAACUCUGGAGCAAUCCGUUUCUGUGACCGCUGCCAGCUGCUGAAGCCUGAUCGAUGUCACCAUUGUUCAGUUUGUGAUAAAUGCAUCCUGAAGAUGGAUCACCACUGCCCCUGGGUGAACAACUGUGUGGGAUUCUCCAACUACAAGUAUUUCAUGCUGUUCCUGGCAUAUUCGCUACUCUACUGCCUUUUUAUAACUGCGACAGAUCUUCAAUACUUCAUUAAAUUUUGGACGGCCGGAGGUAGAGCACAUUUCCGUCUGAGAGAAUACCUGAACGGCCUCCCAGACACUCAGGCGAAGUUCCACAUCCUGUUCCUCUUCUUUUCGGCCUCCAUGUUCUCCGUCAGCCUCGCCUCUCUUUUCAUCUAUCACUGCUGGCUCGUCUGCAAGAACAGAUCCACUCUCGAGGCUGUACGCGCCCCGGUCUUUCGUCACGGCACAGACAAGAACGGUUUCAGUCUGGGCGUCGGUAAGAACUUCCGCCAGGUCUUCGGUGAUGAAGUGAAAUACUGGCCUGUUCCCAUUUUCUCCAGCUUAGGUGACGGUUGCUCGUUCCCAUCCUGUCUGGUGAAUCUGGACCCUGAGCAGCCCUCCUCACCCACUGGCUCCAACCCUGCCAACAAGGGUGCAGCAGAGGGCCGCCAGUUCCCCUCCAAGCCUCUGAGAGAGAGUCAGAGCCGGCUGCUCACCAGCACCCCCUCCUGGACAGAGAGUGACAAUGCGGCAGACAAAGACAAGAAAGGUGCCAGCAACCCAGGGAUGACCAUAGAAAAUGAGGCAUAACCAGAGUUGAAAGUUGGCACCUUCUACCCAGAAAAGUCUCUGCUGCCCCCUCCGCAGUGUUUGUGCCUAUCAGAACGUGACGUGGUGGUGACCUCAUCGAUAUUCGUUGUUUUCCAUGUUGCGACCCUUCUUCUGAGAGGUUUACAUGACUGAUAUCACAUACAAACCAGAGAAAAAUCAAUAAUCACUAUCACCAGUAUCAUCCUUUUUGUGAUCAAGAAACAUUAUCUGCUGCUACCUGACAGUAUUUGGGCUCCAGAACAAGUGGAUUAAAAUGAAAAUUGCAUUCCAACAAUCACAUUUUCUUUUGUUUCUAUAUGAAUAAGCACAGAGCAGCAGUGGGAGAGGGGAAGUUUUGCACUUUGUAUACUGGUAAAUCAAUCUGAGCUGCUGUUGUAUGUUACAGUUCAUGGCACAGAAACUCUCAGAAUGAUCUAUUUUAUGUUAUUUUCAUAGCUUAGCACAUUAGUAGAUGCUGUUAUGAGUUUGCCAAACAUUUGGACAUUAAGUAUAAAUUAGUGGUGGUGUUAAUGUGAUGUAAAUGACAUUCCUUUAGUCUUUUCUUUUUUUUCUUCUUAGUGAAGUUUUUGUUUUUGUUG